Phytophthora sojae is the source of this 219-nucleotide messenger RNA. RefSeq lists its product as hypothetical. The record is from RefSeq and is a predicted model, not a curated record. Lineage: Eukaryota; Oomycota; Peronosporomycetes; Peronosporales; Peronosporaceae. The annotation marks the transcript as partial. The transcript has a single exon.
AACGUCUCGGUCGAAGGCGACGCGACGUACUGCAUCAAGGGCCCCGUUUGCAGCGGAUCUGGGGGCGCGCCUGCUGGAGCCUCGUGCCCUCUGAAGGGUGACGUCGCGGUACAGGACUGCAUCGAAACACUUCCGAGCUGGACGGGUGCAAGCUCCACUUGUGUUGCCCCAGUGGACGCCACUUGUGCGCGUAUCAAGGCUGGCGCGUGGGGCUGCGUC